Molecule: messenger RNA, 2169 nt
Organism: Chelmon rostratus (copperband butterflyfish)
Lineage: Eukaryota; Metazoa; Chordata; Actinopteri; Chaetodontiformes; Chaetodontidae
Gene: ankrd6a
Product: ankyrin repeat domain 6a
Exons: 14
Coding region: 1-2169 (722 amino acids)
Molecular function (GO): protein binding
Source: RefSeq, a predicted model, not a curated record
AUGAGUGAGCAGACGCUGGUCCACGUGCCUUCACCACCAUGGCAGGGCCUGUGUCACCAGACAGCCCUGCACCGGGCAGCCAUGGUGGGGAACAGCGACGCCGUGGCUGCUCUGAUUAAAGGAGGCUGUGCCGUGGAUCUGCAGGACAGAGAUGGCACCACGGCGCUGCACGAGGUGUCUUGGCAUGGUUUCUCUCAAUGUGUCAAACUGCUGGUGAAGGCAAAAGCUGAUGUACACAUCAGGAACAAGGCAGGAAACACAGCACUCCACCUGGCCUGUCAGAACGCACAUGCUCAGACUGCUCGCCUUCUGCUGCUCGGAGGAUCCACACCCGACGCCAAAAACAACAUGGGGGACACAUGUCUGCAUGUGGCUGCUCGCUACAACAACCUGACCCUGGUGAAGAUCCUGCUGAGUUCUCUGUGCCGUGUGUCAGAGAGAAACCAGAGAGGGGACACAGCUCUCCAUGUGGCUGCUGCUCUGAACCAUAAGAGGACAGUUCAGCUCCUGCUGGAGGCGGGGAUUGAUGGGACAAUCAGAAACUAUGCAGGUAAAACAGCCCUCGACAAGGCCAGAGAUAACAACCACAAAGAUGUGGCACUUCUCCUGGCUAGAGCUCCUCAGGUACAUCGCCUCAUGCGAGGAAGAACAAUAAGGAAGCGAAGAGAAAGACUGACCGCUGAACGCAGGACCCAGUCUGUCACCAGAGUAGACAUUCCACCAAACAAUGACAGCAGCUCUGUGGCGGAGGAAAUGCUCAGCAGUGAACAGAUGGAGAGCAAAACUGCCAUCAAGGUGGGGCCUCACCAGCAGCAGAAGCAGCAGCAGCAGCAGCAGCAGCAGCAGCAUUGCUACAAGACCGCGGCCGCCAUCAGCAGCCCCUACAGGCACCGCAAGAGGAGAAGAGUCAAGGUGCAGGUUUUGAAAAAAGAUGAUCUGAGAAAAGGAAAGAAUGACUUCCACAUAACAAAGGAUCUGCUCUGUGACGAUGAUGAAGAUAGUUCUGCUCACGAUGGAAAAACUUAUCAGCUCUACACACUUUACCGUGACAAGGACGGCAACAUCAGACAGGCACCAGCCAAUGGAUGCCGUUGUAAGCCCCUGCUCAAGAAGCUGGAGGGCGAACUGAAAGUCACGCAGGAGGAGAUGAGGCUGCACAUCCUGAACAUGCAGGAGCAAGUCAGCGAUCGGCUGGGCAAAAUGGACCGCAGGAAUAGACACCAGAUUAAAGUGUUAGACAUGCUGAAUCAGGAAAGAGCAGCAGCAGAGAGGAAGAACAUGAACUACAGGAUGGAGCAGAGAGUUGCCCAGGAGAGAGAGGAAGCCCUGAUGACACAGCAGGCAGCAGUGACUGAUGAAUUGAAGAGGUGGUGUAUGUCCCAGCUGAAAGACAUGAACAUCCACAUCCCAGCCAAAACCCAGUAUUACAAACUCCUCCCGUCACCGUCUGUGGAGCAGUCCAUGGCAGAUGCCGACCUGGAAUCACUCCCCUUGCUGUCUGUGGUAUCUGGAGACAGCAGCACGUCACUGGCUACCUACGUCAACAUCGUGCCAUCGAAAUCUACACACAGUCUGGAAGGCCCAGAGCGAGAGCUGCUGGGAAACAGGACAUACUUUGAAAUGAAAGUGGACAGGUCACCAGGUGACUAUGAGAACACAUCAAUGUUUCCACUGGGCUCUGCUGACCCCUUCAAGCAGUCUCCGGGACUGCAGGACAGUACCAUAGCAGCAGUGGUGCCACUGUGUGGGGACGGCCUCUCAAGCAGCAGCAGCCUGUCCAGCAUCAAUGACCAGGGGCCCAGACCAAUCCAACAGCAGGAACACAGCUGUGAUGGACAAUACAGGAAACACCUCAGAGAGCUGAUAAGAGCCCACAGAUGUGCAGGGAUCCAUAAAGAGAGCAGCAGGACGCUGGAGUUCUUCAUUGACCCUCCCGCUGAGCCCACGUUCAGCCAGGAGAGGAACAACCUGCACGCCAAGGAGGUGACUCAACGUUUCUUUGAGACGGUGUCCACUCAGCUGGAGCGUUGGUAUGAGAGGAAGGUCGUGGAGGUGGAGCAGGAGACGGAGCUCAGAGCCCAGUGGGACAGGAAGGAGCUGUUGCAGCGAAUAAGCGUGCUGGAGGAGGAGCUUCAGAAGCUGAGGACCAAUGAGAAUGCAGAGAGCUGA